Molecule: messenger RNA, 2051 nt
Organism: Alexandromys fortis (reed vole)
Lineage: Eukaryota; Metazoa; Chordata; Mammalia; Rodentia; Cricetidae
Gene: Ppp1r1c
Product: protein phosphatase 1 regulatory inhibitor subunit 1C
Exons: 5
Coding region: 431-694 (87 amino acids)
Biological process (GO): intracellular signal transduction
Cellular component (GO): cytoplasm
Molecular function (GO): protein phosphatase inhibitor activity
Source: RefSeq, a predicted model, not a curated record
GCUCCAGGGAGCUUAGGCUGCACUUUUGAGCGGCCGGUGAGUAAUGUACAGUGGAUAGAGCCUCUCUUUUAAAUCCCAGGGCAGCGGGGCCUUCAAGGCUAGCACUGCAAUUUCAAUUAGCCGCUGAGUGAAAGCUUGGCAUGUGUAUUAGUGAGCAGGGACACAAUUAGCUUAUUCUUCCUUUCCCAAUUGUGUUGAGAGGAUUCAGAAGAUUGGUGGGGGAUCAGGCAAGGCAGGCAUCACUGGAUACUGAAGAAGGGAGUUGCUCAAACCUCGGCAUCUUCACUUGCGCAGGCUGGAAUUACAGAGAUUUGUUACAAAGCACCGUGUGUGGGGCUAGGUGAAGCGGCGUGCCUCAGGAACACUCCAGACACCACUUGGGUUUGUCUUUGUGAGUGCUUCACCGCUCUGUCUUAUUCUCAUCGCUAACAUGGAGCCCAACAGCCCCAAAAAGAUACAAUUUGCUGUGCCUUUAUUCCAGAGUCAGAUCGCUCCAGAGGCAGCCGAACAGAUCAGGAAAAGAAGACCCACACCAGCAUCCCUUGUGAUACUCAAUGAACAUAAUCCCCCAGAAAUCGAUGAGAAGAGGGUGACCAACACUCAAGAAUCGCAGAAUGCAUCCCCUAAGCAAAGGAAGCAGAGUGUGUACACACCGCCUGCCAUGAAAGGUACUGUUCAGGGGUUAAGCAUCUGAAAGGCCAGAAUGGAUCAGCAUUCCCUGAAGAAGAAGAAAGUGCAAGCGAAAGAGAAGAUAAGUGGGAGCACUAAUUACCCCCCCACACACCCCCGGAAGCAAGAGGACUCCUUGGGGUUAGCUGGACUGAACGCUCUUCUGAAUAGCCUAUGGUACUCCCAAGCCCCGCCUCCCCCAGGCUCUUCUGCCUCGGCUCCACACCCACAGCAGUUACGAUCCCCCAGAAGACUCCUUGACUGAACUGGGAAGCCUAGUGCGGAUUGUUGUGUACCGCUCACAGCAAAGAACAGGCACUUAUUGUAUAACAACUUUUCUUUUAAACUAGCAAUACCUGGGAAUCUGCUACCGUGUGUGUGUUCUCACUUUGAAUUCCUACUGGCCUGCUAAUAUGAUUUACUUUCCAAAGUCAAAGUAGAGAGUUUCACUCAAAGAGUACAGAAUAAAUAUCAAAUGCACUUGGAAUGAAUGUGAGUGGGCUUAAUGGAAGAGGAAUGUCUGUGGAAGCUGCUGAGUUAAUACCUGCCUUUGGCACGCUUCUGUGUAUAGAUCAGACCCGAGUUUACUUCAAAAGGCAAAGAUAGGUAGAUGUCAGUUAUCUUGAUUCAGAACAGCACACCAGAUAUGAAAGGUUCCUCCUCCCGCAGUGCGUUAAUGGUUACAUAAAGAAACGAAUGUCUCUUCAUUCUCUAAGCUGUGCAAUGUUGGCUUCUCUGCAUCAUCUAAUCAUCGAGAAGGAAAUGCUAAAUUUCUAAUAAAACAUGGCCGAUCUCUUCUGUGCUCUCCUUUUUAACAAUGUGAAGUUAAGCCAUCUGUUGUGAUUGGGUUUUGUUUGUCUGGGGGGUUUGGUUGUCUCUUUUACUUUCCUUGGUGCUGAGAAUGAAGCCAGGGCUUUGUAUAUGCAAAUAUUCACCCACUAGGCUAUGCCCUCAGUCACAUUGCAUUUUAAUAAAUCCUCAGUGUUUUAUUAUUCCCCUCUGUGACAGAAUAAAAAGAAAGUCUCAUCAAUUCAGCCGUAGACUCGCCCAUUAAUUUGACAACUGCUUUUUGUGGAGUUUUAACUUUUUUCUGUUACUUUCUGCAUUAUUGUUACACCAUCUCCGCCCCCCCCCUCUCUCUAAGCCCUCCCAGGCACCAGCCCGCCCUCCCUUUCAAAUUCCUGGUCCCCUUUUCCUUAGUUGUUGUCACAUGAUUACCAGCAGCCAUUUUAAACUGGAUUCUUUCCUAGGGUAUUACUCUUUUGGAAGUUAUGAAGGUAGAGGAAAACUCAUUUCUUCUCUGGAGCUGGAAUACUGCGGGCUUUUGGAAGACCGUGGGCAUUUGUAAGCGUGGCUUUCACUCAGAGUUUUGGCCUUCGUCC